Molecule: messenger RNA, 2328 nt
Organism: Balaenoptera musculus (blue whale)
Lineage: Eukaryota; Metazoa; Chordata; Mammalia; Artiodactyla; Balaenopteridae
Product: zinc finger CCCH domain-containing protein 14-like
Biological process (GO): regulation of mRNA stability
Cellular component (GO): nucleus; cytoplasm
Molecular function (GO): metal ion binding; poly(A) binding
Source: RefSeq, a predicted model, not a curated record
GCGGCGGUGGCAGAGGCGGUGAGGCUGCGGGCUGGGAGCUGGACUCCGGCUCCCAGUGAGCGGAACCCCUCGCGGUGCUGAGCCCACCGCCGGCCCCGGAGCCAUGGAGAUCGGCACCGAGAUCAGCCGCAAGAUCCGGAGUGCCAUUAAGGGGAAAUUGCAAGAACUAGGAGCUUGUUGGCUUCACGGUGUAUUAGAUAAACUUCGUUCUGUAACAACUGACCCCUCUAGUCUAAAGUCUUCCGAUACCAACAUCUUUGAUAGUAAUGUACCUUCAAACAAGAGCAGUUUCAGUCGAGGAGAUGAGCGAAGGCAUGAAGCUGCAGUGCCACCUCUUGCAGUUUCUAGCACUAGACCUGAAAAAAGAGAAUCUAGGGUUUCUACAAGUUCACAGGAGCAGAAAGCCACUAAUGUCAGACAGACUUACGAUGAUGGAGCUGCAACCCGACUAAUGUCAACAGUGAAACCUUUGAGGGAGCCACCACCCUCUGAAGGUGUGAUUGAUAUUAAGCCAGAACCAGAUGAUCUCAUCGAUGAAGACCUCAAUUUUGUGCAGGAGAAUCCCUUAUCUCAGAAAAAACCUACAGUGACACUUACGUAUGGUUCUUCUCACCCUUCUAUUGAAAUUUAUCGACCACCUGCAAGUCGAAAUGCAGACAGUGGUGCUCAUUUAAACAGGUUGCAGUCUCAACAGCAGCAAAACAGUAUUCAUGCUGCCAAGCAACUCGAUAUUCAGACUAGCCGGAUAUAUGAAACAGGACGUUUGUGUGAACCAGCAGUGCUUAACAGCUUAGAAGAGACUUAUAGUCCCUUCUUCAGAAACAGCUCAGAAAAGAUGAGCAUUGAGGAAGAAAACUUUCAGAAGAGAAAGUUGCCUGUGGUAAGUUCAGUUGUUAAAGUAAAAAAAUUCAGUCAUGAUGGAGAAGAGGAGGAGGAAGAUGAUGAUUGUGGGUCCCGUACAGGAAGCAUCUCCAGCAGUGUGUCAGCGCCAGCGAAACCUGAACGGAGACCUUCACUUCCACCUUCCAAACAAGCUAACAUGAAUCUAAUUUUGAAGGCUAUAUCUGAAGCUCAAGAAUCCGUAACAAAAACUAACUACUCUGCAGUCUCACAGAAACAGACACUUCCAGUUGCCCCCAGAACUCGAACUUCUCAAGAAGAAUUGCUAGCAGAAAUGGUCCAGGGGCAAAGCAGGGCCCCCAGAAUAAGUUCCCCCAUUAAAGAAGAGGAAACAAAAGGAGAUAAUAUAGACAAAAGUCAAGGAACUCAGCAGAGGCAAUUGUUAUCCCGACUGCAAAUUGACCCAGUAAUGGCAGAAACUCUGCAGAUCAGUCAAGAUUACUAUGACAUGGAAUCCAUGGUCCAUGCAGACACAAGAUCAUUUAUUCUGAAGAAGCCAAAGCUGUCUGAGGAAAUAGUAGUGGCACCAAACCAAGAGUCGGGGAUGAAGACUGCAGAUACCCUUCGGGUACUUUCAGGACACCUUAUGCAGACACGAGAUCUUGUACAACCAGAUAAACCUGCAAGUCCCAAGUUUAUAGUGACGCUGGAUGGUGUCCCCAGCCCCCCAGGAUACAUGUCAGAUCAAGAGGAGGACAUGUGCUUUGAAGGAAUGAGACCCGCACACCACACUGCAGCCUCACACGAGGGACUCGCGGGUCUCCUCCACCCACAGCAGUUGCAGUUGCUGAGCAGGCAGCUUGAGGACCCAGAUGGUAGCUUUUCAAAUGCUGAGAUGAGUGAACUGAGUGUGGCACAGAAACCAGAAAAACUUCUGGAGCGCUGCAAGUACUGGCCUGCCUGUAAACAUGGGGAUGAGUGUGCUUACCAUCAUCCUGUGUCACCUUGCAGAGCCUUCCCCAAUUGUAAAUUCGCUGAAAAAUGUUUGUUUGUUCAUCCAAAUUGUAAAUACGAUGCAAAAUGUACUAAACCAGAGUGUCCCUUCACUCAUAUGAGUAGAAGAAUUCCAGUACUGCCUCCAAAACCAGCAGUUACAACACCAGCACCACCUUCUAGUAGUCAGCUCUGCCGUUACUUCCCUGCUUGUAAGAAAAUGGAAUGUCCCUUCUAUCAUCCAAAACACUGUAGAUUUAACACUCAGUGUACAAGACCUGACUGUACAUUUUAUCAUCCCACCAUUACUGUACCACCACGACAUGCCUUGAAAUGGAUUCGACCUCAAACCAGUGAAUGGCACCCAGUGCUACCUGGCAGAAGGCUAUGAAGUUUGAAAGUUUCCAUUACUAAUGAAAGACAUUCUACAGAAUUUGUCAAAUCUUUGAAACUUGGAAUAUAUUGCUUUCAUAAUAAUGAAGUUUAUUGCCUAUC